CCGUAGCAGCAUGGCGGCCACGGAGGAAGAGCGGCCGGCUGGGAGUGGAGAGGGAGAGCGGCUGGAUUUUCUACGGGACCGGCACGUGCGGUUCUUCCAGCGCUGCCUCCAGGUCUUGCCGGAGCGCUACUCUUCGCUCGAGACCAGCAGAUUGACUAUUGCAUUUUUUGCGCUCUCCGGGCUGGAUAUGUUGGACUCCUUAGAUGUGGUGAACAAGGAUGAUAUAAUCGAGUGGAUUUACUCCCUGCAGGUCCUUCCCACAGAAGACAGAUCAAAUCUAAAUCGCUGUGGUUUCCGAGGCUCUUCAUACCUGGGUAUUCCAUUCAAUCCAUCAAAGAAUCCUGGAACAGCUCAUCCUUAUGAUAGUGGCCACAUAGCAAUGACCUACACUGGCCUUUCAUGCUUAGUUAUUCUUGGAGAUGACCUAAGCCGAGUAAAUAAAGAAGCUUGCUUAGCAGGCUUGAGAGCCCUUCAGCUAGAAGAUGGAAGUUUUUGUGCAGUACCUGAAGGCAGUGAAAAUGACAUGCGAUUUGUAUACUGUGCUUCCUGUAUUUGCUAUAUGCUCAACAACUGGUCUGGCAUGGAUAUGAAAAAAGCCAUCAACUAUAUUAGAAGAAGUAUGUCCUAUGACAAUGGGUUGGCACAGGGAGCUGGACUUGAAUCUCAUGGAGGAUCAACUUUUUGUGGCAUUGCAUCACUGUGCCUGAUGGGUAAACUAGAAGAAGUUUUUUCAGAAAAAGAAUUGAACAGGAUAAAGAGGUGGUGUAUAAUGAGACAACAAAAUGGUUAUCAUGGAAGACCUAAUAAGCCUGUCGACACCUGUUAUUCUUUUUGGGUGGGAGCAACUCUAAAGCUUCUGAAAAUUUUCCAGUAUACUAACUUCGAGAAAAAUAGAAAUUAUAUCUUAUCAACUCAAGAUCGCCUCGUAGGGGGAUUUGCCAAGUGGCCAGAUAGUCAUCCAGAUGCUUUGCAUGCAUACUUUGGAAUUUGUGGCCUGUCACUAAUGGAGGAAAGUGGCAUUUGUAAAGUUCAUCCUGCCCUGAACGUAAGCACACGGACUUCUGAGCGCCUUCGAGAUCUCCAUCAGAGCUGGAAAACCAAGGACUCUAAACAGUGCUCAGAGAAUGUACACAUCUCCACAUGACUAACUUUAGAUUGGGAGGGUGGGGGGAUUUGUAGCCUAACUGUAGCUCAAGGUUAAAAGCCAUGUAUAACCAAGUGUGCUCUUUUUUUUAAGAGGUAGAGUCUUACAAUCGAAUCUUGUGCUGAUGUCACUUUGGUAUAUGGUCUUGAGCCAGUAACCUUCGUACUAGGUUUCAAGGAAAUCUUUGUUGAAGUUUGAACCACAGUGGACUCUGUUGUGGUUCUUAAAUGUUUAUAUACUGUAUUUCUAAGUUCUCUGAGGCAAACUAACUGUAUGUAUGAAGGUUAUCUUUUUAAAAAGCUCUUCAGUACAAAAUUGUAUCAUAAAUACAAAUCUUCAAAAGAAGUUUACAGUUCACAUAGCAUUGAUAAUCUUCAGGUGAACACUUAGUGAUCAUUUAAAAAGCUUGACUGCUGAUGGUAGAACAUUGCUUUAAUGAAUUAAGUAUCUGGGAUUAUUCUUUGAAAACAGAUGAUCCCAUAAUUUUUAAAAAGAAGACUUAUUUUGACUUAAAAUGUGCCAAUUAAACUUUUGUGGCCUAUACAAAUGAAAUUAACUUCAUAGCAAGAAUGAAUAGGCUUAACUAAUACAAUAAUUUUCUAAAGGGAGAUUGUUUUAAGAAGACUAUUAUGUAACUGAGGGACAAGUAAUAUAACUGUAUGUGAUUGUGAAUGGGGAAGUUUUGUGCUGUGCAGGUCAUUUAUUUUAGAUGUUGCUGGGGUAAAUAACAGUUAUGUUUGAUGUUAAUCUCAAAUCAUUAGUUCCUUUUUUUCCCUUUCUGCAGAGAAAACAGUCUUAUCUAGAAGGAAAGCCAUUUAAUGGUUUUGUUUCUUUUUCUGAGAUAUGUGAUACUGUAAAUUAUACUUGUACUUUUAUAACUGAGUUAUUUUUAGCCAUUUGGAUUCUUAUUUUUAGUUUGUUGCCCCAGUGUGUUAGCUGCUCAAAUUUCAAACUGAUGAUUUUCUAAUUUUUUCAAAUGAAAUAAGUAAACAUUUAAGUAAAAAAAUAGCACCGCUCAAGUAAAGUUAAUGGUGUAGCUCCGUACACGGUCAUUCAUAUUUUUGUAUUUUCAGGUAAGUGGGAAGGAAAUGUACCAUUUAGGGGUUAAGGACUGGGGUUUUGCUUUUCUUUGUUUUGUUUUCUUCAUUCUGUGACCUAGCUAAUUGUAAAGGAAUUAGUAUAAAAACUCAUUUUUAUUAGUUAUCAAUAAAUUACAUCUGUCACUGUUGCUCUAUGACGUUCAAAGUUAUGAGAGUAGUGCUGAAAUGGAGAAGGAAGUCUCUUCACCAGAGGGACUGGGUUUCAUUUAAAGUCUUGAUGAUAAUAAAUGUUGGAUUGUUAGUUUUACAAGUAUCAGUAUAAAAACUAAGUUACUAAUAUCACUGUUUAGGUAUUGUAAUAUUUAAAUUUUUAAUUUCUUUCCUAGAGUGGAGAAAAAAUACCCUUAAACAAUGGUCCUUCCCAAAGGAAACGUAGUAUAUACUUGGAGAAAUGAUGCAUUUAUUAUUGGCAUGCUUAGUUUUAAACCUCAAUUUGCCAAAGUCAAAAAAAAAUUUUUUUUUAAUUAGAAAUAAAAUCAGUUUUCUGAUGGUGGGGAUAAAAUAAGCCUAACAACAGAUGUCAUCCUUCCAUGAGUUAUUCCAGUUUGUACCAGUUUAAAUUCUGACAAAUUAAGACAUCUACAUCUCAAACUAACUCAUUUCGUAGACAUCAGGAGUUAAAAUGGCAUAUAUGUAACGGCUUUAGAACUAUUCAAAAAGCCCCCAUUUUUUUUUUUUUUCCUGAAUUGCCAUUAGUGGUUGGAAGCUUAAAAAGUUAGUAAUAGUAACCGUAUUCGUAUGAAGGAGAAUUCCAAGGUCAAAGUAUUUCAAAAAACUACUAAAUAUUUUCUAACUCCUUGUGUAAUUUAAUAGCAUAAGAUUAUAUAUUACAAUAUGAUUCUAAUUGAUAUACUCGUGAGAGACCUCCUUGUGAAACUUUAUGGGCCAGUGAAUGUUCACAUUCCACAGCAGCAUAUUGACCAAAAAAAUACCAGCCCAUUGUGAAUUGUGGAGAAACUAUUCCCAACUUUUUCGAAAUAGUUACCUACAAGAAAAGUAUUAAUAAAAUAAAUUAUAAGCACUA
Aethalodelphis obliquidens (Pacific white-sided dolphin) is the source of this 3268-nucleotide messenger RNA. RefSeq names its product protein geranylgeranyltransferase type I subunit beta (gene PGGT1B). Gene Ontology annotation, cellular component: CAAX-protein geranylgeranyltransferase complex. Gene Ontology annotation, molecular function: CAAX-protein geranylgeranyltransferase activity. NCBI's taxonomy places the organism in Eukaryota, Metazoa, Chordata, Mammalia, Artiodactyla, Delphinidae. The transcript has 9 exons. Gene Ontology annotation, biological process: protein geranylgeranylation. The record is from RefSeq and is a predicted model, not a curated record. The coding region runs from base 11 to 1144 and encodes 377 amino acids.